AUGGAGGAUGACUUCUUUAACGUACUCGACGCUAAAAGAGAGUUAAGACAGGGUAUAGUGGAUUGUCAAAAACGUGGUUUAGUGUACAGCGUCAAAUGGUUAGCUGAAAUGUGCCACGACCUUGCGAACGUGGAUAUUGACGGCAAGGAUGAAAAAGAUAAUUUCAUAGCACCGAAAGAAUAUGAUAUUUAUUUUCUGGCUAAAAGUUACUUUGAUUGCGGAAUGGUAUCAUAUCAUAUUUAUGCCACUUAUAUGGCAGUGGAGAAACGACGAUUGGAUUCGACCACGGAUCAAUCGAAUCUAAAUGACUCAGGUCACUUUAAAGAGCUGGGUGAGAUUUUGGUUACUUUGCGGGCAGAGCAUUCGCGAAAUAAAUUAGAUGGUUUCGGCAUGUAUUUAUACGGUGUUCAACAGGAAGGGCCAGUUUGA
Molecule: messenger RNA, 429 nt
Organism: Glossina fuscipes
Lineage: Eukaryota; Metazoa; Arthropoda; Insecta; Diptera; Glossinidae
Product: cell division cycle protein 23 homolog
Exons: 3
Coding region: 1-429 (142 amino acids)
Cellular component (GO): anaphase-promoting complex
Molecular function (GO): protein binding
Source: RefSeq, a predicted model, not a curated record